AUGAUUAAAGAACUUUUAUUAUUAUUAUACUUUAUCAUUUUGGUAUAUGCAUUUGCAAAUACAAAAUGUGGAGGUAAAAGAUAUAAAUGUGGAGAAGAAAAUUAGAAUAAUGUAUGUGUAAAUGUGUCAGAGUAUAGAGGUAAGGUUCAUGAAUUAACACCAUGUUCUGAUGAUAAAACAUGUUUAUGGUAAGAUGCUGCUUUUUAAAAACCUGUAUAUUGUACAGACAAACCAACAAAAGAUAAGAUUCUACCAGGAGAAAGUUGUAGUGGAGAUAGUGAUUGUUUAUCAAAUAGUUGUAAAAGUGGAGUUUGUUUGGGAUUGAAAUUGAAUUAAUAAUGUGCAGGACAUUAAUAUUGUGAUGUUGGUUAUUAUUGUGAUACAUAUUGUAAAUAAUAAGUUCAAUUUGAAUAAUCAUGCUAAAAUGAUUAUUAAUGUACUAAUAAUUGUGUAUGUAAUUUGGGGAAAUGUGCAUAUUACUAUUCAUUAGAAAAUAAUAUUAAAGCUGAUAAUCCUAAGGCAUGCUAUUAUGGAUAUAUUAAUCCAAAUAAUGGAACUUGCUAAAAUGGACCUCAUAGUUUAACAAAGAGUAAACCAUGUGAAACUGAUACUGAUUGCAUAUUAUUGGAUAGUGAUUAAAAGUUAUACGGUUAUUCUGAAUGUUAAUGUGGAUUCAAUGCUGGCGGGUUUUCUUAUUGUAGUUUGGCUGAAGGAGAUCCUGAAUAUUUGAAGAUAUUAGAAUUAUUCUAAUGGUUAUUACAAGUUAAUCAAUAUUGUCAUACUAUUUUGAGAUAUGGACCUUGUUCUUCUCUUUAUUUAGAUGAAUAUAUUGAUUAUUAAAAGGCUGUAAAAUUCUAUGAACUAUAAUCAUAAAUCAUGUUUAAUGAUGAAUGUAUAUAGAAAAUUUAUACUGAUGAAUAUUGGGGCAUUCAUUCAAACAGAUUAUAUAUACUCUUAAUUAUUUUAUUAUUAUUAUAAUGA
Molecule: messenger RNA, 981 nt
Organism: Paramecium primaurelia
Lineage: Eukaryota; Ciliophora; Oligohymenophorea; Peniculida; Parameciidae
Source: the annotation of a GenBank genome assembly